Messenger RNA from Kazachstania africana CBS 2517, 4347 nucleotides. It is a transcript of the gene SPT6, whose product is annotated as chromatin-remodeling histone chaperone SPT6. The transcript has a single exon. The coding region runs from base 1 to 4347 and encodes 1448 amino acids. The record is from RefSeq and is a predicted model, not a curated record. Gene Ontology annotation, molecular function: nucleosome binding; histone binding; DNA binding. Gene Ontology annotation, biological process: transcription elongation-coupled chromatin remodeling; positive regulation of transcription elongation by RNA polymerase II; mRNA transcription by RNA polymerase II. Gene Ontology annotation, cellular component: transcription elongation factor complex. Lineage: Eukaryota; Fungi; Ascomycota; Saccharomycetes; Saccharomycetales; Saccharomycetaceae.
AUGGACGAAGAAGAGAGAUCAAAGGCAAUUCAUGAGGAACCCAGGGAAGAAAUUAUAGAUAAUGAUGAAAACGGUAUCCCUAGCGAUGAAGAAGAAGGGGAAGACGUUUUUGAUUCAUCAGAAGAUGAUGAAAACCUGGAUGAUGAUGAGGAAGAGGCCAGAAACAUAAAAGAAGGGUUUAUAGUAGAUGAAGAUGAGGAAGAAGAAGAAGAUGAUGACGAUGUUACCAAAAGAAAGAGGAAACAUAAGAGAAGAAAUAGAGACGAGGAAGAUGACCGUCUAUCUGAAGACGAUUUGGACCUUUUGAUGGAAAACGCGGGGGUUAAAAGAGCCGUGGAAUCUACAUCUGGUAAUAGAUUGAAAAGAUUGAAAAGAGUCGGUGAAGAUGAAGAAGUCGAAGAAGACGAUGAAAUCAGGAAAGGUACUAGGCCUCAGGAUUCUGGAACAUCUCAAUUAGACUCUAUCUUUGCAGAUAUUGAUGAAGGCCCAAGAAGGGAUCACGAAGAAGACGAGCUAGAUGAAGACUUAGACGAAGAUAGAAGAAAAGCUCGGAAGACUGGUAUGUUAGAUGAAUUGGACGAUUUUAUCGAAGAAGAUGAAUUUUCUGAUGAAGACGAAGAAACCAGACAAGAAAGAAGAGCCGAACGAAGAUUACAACAACAGCAAAGACUAAAAUCGUCGGCUGAAAUAACAGGUUUAUCAUCUGAAAAGAUAGAUGAAAUGUAUGAUAUUUUUGGUGACGGUCACGAUUAUGACUGGGCCCUUGAAAUUGAAAAUGAAGAGUUAGAUGAGGCAAAUCUGGCUGCGGAAGGUCGAGAUGAAUUCGAUGAAGAAGGUGGAAUGAAAAAACAAACAAAAAAAGUGCCUGCUCUACAUGAUAUUUAUGAUUUAGAAGAUUUAAAACAAAAUCUAUUAACCGAGGAAGAUAUGAUAAUAAGAAAAACCGAUAUUCCAGAGAGAUUUCAAGAAAUUAGAACUGAUAUUAACAAUUACGGUGGUCUCUCCACUGAAGAUCAAAAGUUGGAGAAAAAUUGGAUAAGUGACAAAGUUGCUGUUGAUAAAAAUUUCGAUCCAUCAUACGACCUUACUGAAUUCAAAGAAGCAAUUGGUAAUGCUAUUAGAUUCAUGACAGAAGAUAACCUUGAAGUUCCAUUUAUUUACGCUUACCGUCGUAACUAUAUUUCUUCCAGAGUAAGUGGCGGUUUCGUUCUGACUGAAGAUGACCUUUGGGAUGUCUUAAGGUUAGACAUUGAAUUCAAUAGUAUAAUUAAUAAAAGGGAUUAUGUUAAGAAAUUCUAUGAAGAAUUAGACGUUCAAGACUCCGAUGUUGAUGACUAUUUCCAGAACCAAUCCAAUGCAUCUGUUACUGAGUUAAAUGCUUUACAAGAUAUUCACAGUUACUUGGAAUUCAAAUAUGCACAAAAAAUCAACACUUCGGUUCAAAAUAAUUCAGCGAACGGUUUUAACAGUGCCAAGAAGCAUUUGAAAAAUACAAGUUACGAAAAGUUCAAGAAUAGUCCGCUUUAUCAAGCAAUCAAGGAAAUUGGUAUCACAGCAGAUGAUGUCGGUGAAAAUGUUAGUUCUCAACACCAAAUUCAUAACGCUGUCGACCACGCAACCUCGAAGCCCUUAGAAGUUAUAGAAUCAGUUGUAAAGGAAAACUUGACUGAGUUGCAAGUGUUUUCAAAUAACCUAGGUUUAGCAAUGGAAACGGUUAAGAAAUAUUACUCCCUGGAACUUUCUAAAAAUAUUAAGGUAAGAGAAAAAGUCAGAUCGGAUUUUUACAGAUAUUACCUAGUGGAUACGGUCCUAACAAAGAAAGGUAAAAAUGAGAUUCAAAGAGGGUCACCUUACGAAGACAUCAAGUAUGCUAUUAACAGAACUCCAAUGCACUUCCGUAGAGAUCCUGAUAUUUUCUUGCGUAUGCUGGAGGCAGAAAACUUGAAUUUAUUGAACAUUAAAAUUCACAUGUCAUCACAAGGCCAAUAUAUCGAUCAUCUUUUCCAAAUUGCAUUAGAGACCACAAAUACCUCUGAAUUAGCUACUGAGUGGAAUGAAUUCCGUAAAGCCGCAUUCAAAGAAGCUAUGGAACACAUAUUCUCAGAUAUUUCUCGAGAGAUCAAAGAUGACUUGACAAAGACUUGCCAGAAAUUAGUCGCUAAAGUUGUUCGUCACAAGUUCAUGACUAAGUUGGAUCAAGCUCCAUUUAUACCAAAUUUAAAAGAUCCAAAAAUUCCAAAGGUUUUGAGUUUAACAUGUGGACAAGGUAGAUUUGGUUCAGAUGCCAUUAUUGCUGUUUUUUUGAAUCGUAAGGGUGAUUUAGUGAAGGACUUUAAAAUUGUUGAGAAUCCAUUUGAUAAGAAUAACGCCCAAGCUUUUGAAGAUAAACUUGAUGAGAUAAUACAGACCUGUCAAGCAAAUGCCAUUGGUAUUAAUGGACCAAAUCCAAAGACAGAGAAAUUUUACAAAAAAGUGUUGGAAGUGAUUCAUAAAAAGCAAAUUGUUGAUAAUAGGGGUCAUAGUAUUCCUGUCAUAUAUGUAGAGGACGAGGUAGCCUUGCGUUAUCAAAGCUCCAAGCGUGCUGCUGACGAAUUCCCUAACAAGCCAACACUUGUAAAAUAUUGUAUUGCUCUUGCACGUUACAUGCAUUCCCCACUCUUAGAAUAUGCUAACUUAUCAAUUGAAGAACUCACUUCAUUGGCCAUUCACCCUCUUCAAUCGUUGUUACCCUAUGACAUACUGAAAAGUGCUUUGGAAAGUGCUUUUGUAGAUAUUGUCAAUUUGGUUGGUGUCGAAAUAAAUAAGGCCACCGACAACGAUUAUUAUGCGAGUGCACUAAAAUAUAUUUCUGGAUUUGGUAGACGUAAAGCUAUUGACUUCAUUCAAUCGUUACAUAGACUGAACGAACCACUGUUGGCACGUCAACAGUUGAUCACCCACAAUAUCCUACACAAAACUAUUUUCAUGAACUCUGCUGGGUUCUUAUACAUUUCUUGGAAUGAUAAGAGACAGAGAUACGAAGAUGUCGAGCAUGAUCAACUAGAUAGUACUAGAAUUCAUCCUGAAGAUUAUCAUUUAGCAACCAAGGUUGCGGCAGAUGCUCUUGAGUAUGAUCCUGAUACGAUUGCUGAAAAGGAAGACCAGGGUUCUAUGAGUGAAUUCAUUGAUUUAUUGAAGAAAGAUCCUGACUGUCGAACGAAGCUCGAAUCUUUAAAUUUGGAUCAAUAUGCAGAACAGCUAGAGAGUUCUACUGGCCAAAGGAAGUUGAAUAACCUAAGUACUAUUGUUCUAGAAUUGUUAGAUGGAUUUGAGGAGCUAAGAAAUGAUUUUCACCCAUUGCAAGGAGAGGAAAUUUUCCAUAGUUUAUCUGGAGAAACUGAAAAGACGUUCUUCAAAGGGUGCAUUAUUCCAGUUAGGGUUGAAAGAUUUUGGCAUAAUGAUAUCAAAUGUAUAACAAACUCGGAGGUUGACUGUAUUGUCAAUGCACAACGUCAUGCUGGUGCACAAUACAAAAGACCUGCAAAUGAAAUUUAUGAAAUUGGCAAGACCUAUCCAGCUAAAGUUAUCUAUAUUGAUUACGCUAACAUUUCAGCCGAAGUUUCCCUCUUAGAGCAUGAUAUUAAGCAUGAGUAUGUUCCUAUAAACUAUAGCAAGGAUCCCGCAAUUUGGGAUAUACAGCAAGAAAUGAAAGACUUAGAAGAAGAAAAGAAAAUUACGACUGAAAGAGCACGUGCAAAAAGGACGCACCGUGUUAUUAACCAUCCAUACUAUUUCCCUUUCAACGGUAGACAAGCAGAAGAUUACUUAAGGAGUAAAGAUCGUGGCGAUUUUGUUAUUAGACAAUCUAGUCGUGGUGAUGAUCACUUGACUGUUACCUGGAAAUUAGACAGAGAUUUGUUUGAACAUAUUGACAUAAAAGAAUUAGAAAAAGAAAAUCCAUUGGCAUUGGGUAAAGUGUUGGUGGUCGAUGGCCAGAGAUACCAUGAUCUUGAUCAAUUGAUUGUUGAAUUUUUGCAACAAAAGAUUAGGUUAUUGAAUGAAAUGACGUCUAAUGAAAAAUUCAAGAAGGGUACCCCAAAAGAGGUUACGAAAUUUAUUGAGGAUUAUUCUAAAGUUAAUCCUAAAAAAUCUGUUUAUUAUUUCAGUUUGAAUUAUGAUCAUCCAGGUUGGUUCUUCAUUAAUUUCAAGAUUAACGCAAAUAGUAAAUUGUACACUUGGAAUGUCAAAUUAACAAAUACUGGUUUUUAUUUGGUUAAUUACAACUAUCCAAGUGUGGUUCAAUUAUGUAAUGGGUUCAAGACACUAUUGAAAUCCAAUAGAGGUAGAAAUCCAAGUUCUAGGCCAUAA